Molecule: messenger RNA, 480 nt
Organism: Humulus lupulus (European hop)
Lineage: Eukaryota; Viridiplantae; Streptophyta; Magnoliopsida; Rosales; Cannabaceae
Exons: 2
Coding region: 1-480 (159 amino acids)
Source: RefSeq, a predicted model, not a curated record
AUGGUAGUGGCGGAGGGUGGUAGUAGAUUAGGUGGAAUAGGUUGGGACUUCAUAUUUAGAAGGAAUUUAUUUGAUAGGGAGGUUCCUAGCUUGAUUGAGAUGUUAGAUUUGCUUAUGGAUGUGGAUCUUCCGGAUAUUUUGGAUGAUAAAAGGAUCUGGAAUUCAGACAGCAGCGGGGUUUUCAGUUGCCAGACGGCCUUUCAUAGUUUGGCCUAUGCUCAUUUAGGCCCAGAGUUGCCAUGGCCAAAGAGGUUAUGGAAAAGUGGUGUUCCUUCCAAAGUUAAAGUGUUUGGAUGGUUAUUAUUCUUAGACAAGUUAAGUGUCCAUGAUAAUUUGCAGAGGAGAAGACCUUUCCAUUACUUGUCGCCAAAUUGGUGUGUUAACUGUAAAAACAAGAUUAGAGGGAGGAAAGAGGAUGGUGCGCUUAUGGCAGUGUACCGUCCUGGCUACUUUUUGGGCUAUUUGGCUGGAGAUGAAUAG